Messenger RNA from Coniophora puteana RWD-64-598 SS2, 1496 nucleotides. RefSeq names its product FMN-linked oxidoreductase. The coding region runs from base 24 to 1265 and encodes 413 amino acids. The record is from RefSeq and is a predicted model, not a curated record. Gene Ontology annotation, cellular component: intracellular anatomical structure. Lineage: Eukaryota; Fungi; Basidiomycota; Agaricomycetes; Boletales; Coniophoraceae. The transcript has 5 exons. Gene Ontology annotation, molecular function: NADPH dehydrogenase activity; FMN binding; NADP binding.
CCGUCACUUGACGUCGUGGCGCCAUGGAAGUGGUCAUCAACAAGCCCGCAUGGAAUACAUCGUACUUCACCCCCGCUCAAGAGCCUCCUUCCGGGACGGCAAUUGGUCCUCAGCCCAAUGAUGCUCCAGUGCCUAAGCUCUUCCAGCCCAUCAAGAUCAGAGGAGUGACGUUCCACAACCGUAUCUUUGUCGCUCCCAUGUGCCAAUACUCCGCAGACGACGGGCACUUGACAGCCUGGCACUUUGCUCACCUCGGCGGAAUAUUCACCCGCGGCCCGGCGCUCACCAUUAUCGAAGCCACGGCCGUCCUGCCCGAGGGUCGAAUCACGCCCGAAGACUCGGGCCUCUGGAAAGACAGCCAGAUCGAGCCGCUGCGCAAGAUCGUCGAGUUCGCGCACGCGCAGGGCCAGAAGAUCGCCAUCCAGCUCGCGCACGCGGGGCGCAAGGCGUCCACGAACGCGCCGUGGCUGCGCGGCAAGCCCGGCGUCGCGGCGGACUACGCGGUCGAGAUGGUGGGCGGGUGGCCCGAGCGCGUGUUCGGGCCGUCGGACACGCAGUUCGACAGGCACUCGCCGGUGCCCAAGGCGAUGACGCGCGCGCAGAUUCAGGAGGUGAAGAGCGCGUUUGUGGCGAGUGCGAAGCGCGCGCUGCGGGCGGGUGUGGAUGCCAUCGAGAUUCAUAAUGCGCAUGGGUAUUUGCUGUUUUCGUUUUUGAGCCCGUACAGCAAUAAGCGCACGGACGAGUACGGGGGCAGCUUCGAGAACCGGACGCGGUUGACGCUCGAGGUCGUCGAUGCGCUCCGAAGCGUGAUUCCCGAGGACAUGCCGCUGCUACUUCGUAUCUCCGCCACCGAAUGGCUCGAAGAAACGCUACCCGAUGCUCCCCAGUGGCGCUCGGAAGACACCGUACGCCUCGCGGGCCUCCUCGCCGAGCACGGUGUCGACUUCCUCGACGUCUCGAGUGGCGGCAACAACAGCGAGGGCCGCGCAAAGGCGGGCGAGGGUUACCAGGCGCCCUUCGCGGAGGCGGUCAAAAAGGCGCACGGCGACAAGCUCGUCGUCGGCGCGGUCGGUAUGAUCACGAGCGGCACGAGCGCGCAGAGCAUCCUGGACAAGGGUAUGGCGGACGUCAUUCUUGCGGGCAGGACGUUCCAGAAGAAUCCGGCGGCAGUUUGGACCUGGGCGGAAGAACUGGGCGUCAACAUCAAGAUUGCCAACCAGAUCGAAUGGGGAUUCAUUGGCAGAGGUGGCGUUCCUAGGUCGUGAAGUACCCUGCUGUUGCUCAAUCCCAGUGAAAAUGGGUCCGAUUGAUAGCGACGCGCGGCGACACAGAACGACUGUCCCGACGGCGUGUGACUGAAAGGGCUUGAGAGCGACGAUAUAGCUUGAGUUGCGUCUGGUAAAUGUAAACAUAUGGUCACUAGAUGUUCUACCUACAACAAAAAAGCUUUCGGAAGUAGAUACCGAGGUCCGACUGAAUUACGCGUUAGAAUGGGA